This is a messenger RNA of Acanthopagrus latus (yellowfin seabream), 3936 nucleotides long. RefSeq names its product formin-like 1b (gene fmnl1b). Gene Ontology annotation, molecular function: actin filament binding; small GTPase binding. The coding region runs from base 214 to 3399 and encodes 1061 amino acids. NCBI's taxonomy places the organism in Eukaryota, Metazoa, Chordata, Actinopteri, Spariformes, Sparidae. Gene Ontology annotation, cellular component: cytosol. Gene Ontology annotation, biological process: regulation of cell shape; cell migration; cortical actin cytoskeleton organization. The transcript is spliced from 27 exons. The record is from RefSeq and is a predicted model, not a curated record.
GCUUUCUCCUGGUUUGAGAAAAUGGACGAGUCAUGAGAGCUACUUCAGCAUGGAUCAACAGACUGGGGUCAUGGAAACAACGAAAGGUCACGGGCCUCACAGAACAUUGACUUUAAACAACUAGAUACUGAACACUUACUGACCUUUUCAGCUGCUUUUUUGGAGCAGUUUUUAUUUGUAUGUGUAUUUCUUGGAUCAGUCGGAUAACCACCAAUGGGAAAUGCAGCAGGAAGCGUGGAGGCACCCGCGGGGAAGGAGGGGAAGGCGGCGUCGGCCCCCCCGGGCUCCACGGGCCAAACCAAGGGAAUCAAACUCCCGAUGCCACCUGAAGCAGAGCUGGAGCAACGCUUCAGCACCGUGCUGAACACGAUGAAUCUUCCUCCAGACAAGGUGAAGAUCCUCAGUCAGUACGACAACGAGAAGAAGUGGGAUCUGAUCUGCGACCAGGAGAGGUUUCAAGUGAAGAAUCCACCGUCGGCCUAUCUGGAUAAGCUGAAGAGUCACCUGGAUCACGGAGGAGUCAGUCGGAAGUUUAAGAGACGCGUGCAGGAAUCCACUCAGAUCCUGAGAGAGUUGGAGAUUUCCCUCCGGACCAAUUACAUCGGCUGGGCUCAGGAGUUCCUAAAUGAGGAAAAUCAGGGUUUAGACGUCCUGGUGGAUUAUCUGUCCUUCGCCCACAGCGCCGUCACGUACGACGCGGACACUCUGGACAACGGCACGCUGCCCACGGACAAAAACAAAACUCUGGAGAAGUCGGCGGAGGAUCUGAACAGAAGUGCCAGUAACUCCCCGACUCACAGCGGCUCGAAGGCCAGUAAGACCUUCACAGUCAGGAAGGCGCUGAGGACGUCUCGGGCCGUGAGCCAGGCGGACGACGUUCACCUCUGCAUCAUGUGCUUACGUGCCAUCAUGAACUAUCAGACUGGGUUCAACCUGGUGAUGAAGCAUCCCUGCUGUGUCAACGAGAUCACGCUGAGCCUCAACAACAGAAACCCGAGGACCAAAGCUCUGGUGCUGGAGCUGCUGGCGGCCGUGUGUUUGGUGCGAGGAGGUCAUGACAUCAUCCUCUCCGCCUUCGACAACUUCAAAGAGGUGUGUGGAGAGAAGAGUCGGUUCGAGAAGCUCAUGGAGUAUUUCUGCAGGGAGGACAGCAACAUCGACUUCAUGGUGGCCUGCAUGCAGUUCAUCAACAUCGUGGUUCACUCAGUGGAGAACAUGAACUUCAGAGUCCACCUGCAGUACGAGUUCACCCGCCACGGGCUGGACGACUACCUGGAGAAGCUGAAGUUCACAGAGAGCGACCGGCUGCUGGUGCAGAUUCAGGCCUACCUGGACAACGUGUUCGAUGUGGGAGCUCUGCUGGAGGACGCCGAGGCCAAGAACGCUCUGCUGGAGCACAUGGAGGAGCUGCAGGAGCACAACACACAGCUGAACAACAGGCUGGAGGAGAACGAGAAGGAAGCGAUGGAGAAAGUUUCAGAUUUGGAGAAGAAGCUCAUUCAGACCACAAAGGAGGUGGAGCUCCUGAAGGAGAGUCUGCGUGACUCGUGCUCUCAGGUGACUCUCCUGCAGCAGCGAGAGCGAGAGAGAGACCUUGAACGCGAGCGGGAGAGAGAGCAGGAGAGAGACAAGGACCGGUCCACUCAGGCCCUGAAGGAGCUGGAGUCCAGAGUCCAGGAUCUGGUGGAGCAGGGGCUGGUUCGGAUGGAGCGCUCCUCCUCCGGUCACCUGGACCUCCAGGUGGUCCCCGUCAUCCAGCGCGUGGCACAGAAAGCUGAAGACGAGACAGAUUCAGGUAACGACCGCGGAGCUGCUGCUCUCCUCUCUGAGGCGCCUCUGCAGGGAGCAACAGUUCAGCCUCCUCCUCCUCCUCCUCCUCCUCCACCUCCAGUCACAACUACAGCUCCUCCUCCUCCUCCUCCUCCUCCUCCUCCUCCUCCAGCAGCUCCUCCGCCCCCGCUGCCUCCUGGAGGGGGUUCGACCGACGGCCGCUCCGGUUUUAAGAAGAAGAAACCGAUUCAGACCAAAUACAGGAUGCCGCUGCUGAACUGGCAGGCGCUCAAAUCCAACCAGGUGACAGGAACCAUCUUCAGCGAGCUGGACGACGAGCAAAUCUUGGAGGAGCUGAACAUGGCUGCUUUUGAGGAGCAGUUUAAGACCAAGGCCCAGUCGGCCCCUGUAGACGUGGGGACCCUCAAGAUGAAGCUGGCCCACAAGACCCCCAGUAAAGUGUCUCUGAUGGAGCCCAACAGGGCCAAGAACCUGGCCAUCACUCUGCGGAAGGAAGGGAUGGCUGCGUCUGACAUCUGCUGUGCGAUAGAGACGUACAACCAGAGAGCUCUGAGCCUCGACUUCCUGGAGCUGCUCGAGCGCUUCAUCCCCACAGAGUACGAGAUGAAGCUCAUCCACAACUACGAGUGCGAGGGCAGGCCCCUGGACGAGCUCAGCGAGGAGGACCGCUUCAUGGUGCGCUUCAGCAAGAUCCCGCGGCUCUCCCAGCGCAUCAGCACGCUCACCUUCAUGGGCAACUUCCCCGAGAGCGUCCAGCUGAUACAGCCGCAAAUCAACGCCCUCAUCGCCGCCUCGAUGUCGAUCAAAUCCUCCGGAAAGCUGAAGAAAAUCCUGGAGAUCAUCUUAGCGUUUGGAAACUACAUGAACAGCAGCAAGCGAGGGGCAGCGUACGGCUUCCGCCUGCAGAGUUUAGAUCUGCUGCUGGACACCAAAUCUACGGACCGGAAGCAGACGCUGCUGCACUUCAUCGUCAGCAUCAUCCAGGAGAAAUAUCCCGAGGUCCGGUCCUUCCACGCAGAGCUGCACUUCCUGGACAAAGCGGCGCUGGUUUCUCUGGACAGCAUCCUGCAGGACGUGCGCUCUCUGGAGCGAGGGAUGGAGGUGACGAAGAGGGAGUUCAGCGUGGAGACGGACAAUCCCGUCCUCAAGGCGUUCAUCGGCAGGAACACGGAGCUGCUUCAGUCCCUCAUCGCUGACGGGAAAACCGCCCAGGACGCGUACGACUCGGCCGUGGAGUACUUUGGAGAGAACUCUAAAACAACUCCGCCCGCCGUGUUCUUCCCUGUGUUCGUGAGGUUCAUCAAGGCCUACAAGCAAGCUGAGCAGGAGAACGAGCAGAGGAAGAAGCAACACGACCUGAACUGUGAAGCUCCGUCAUCUCCACCCAAACACGAAGUCACCGAGAAGGCGCCGGCGCCGUCCAGGCUGCCUCAGAUGGAUCUGAUCGCAGAGCUGAAGAAGAGGCAGGUGUCUCCUCUGGUGAGGGAGGGGAAGGACGGCGCCAUCGAGGACAUCAUCACAGCUCUAAAGUCCGUGCCCUUCACGGCUCGCUCCGCCAAACGCUCCUCCCGUCUGUUCUGCGACUCCGUCUUCAUCGACGAGAUUUGAGGAAUCAGCCGUACAGACGGGCGGACGGUGGCCGACGCAGCGCCAAGUGGAAGCCGGGACAACAGCUGCACGUGUCCUCGGACAUCUCGCUCUGAAGGAAACUCCACAGACCAGAGUCGACGCUUUAAAAAAAACAAUCAGACAUCGAACUCGUCUUCCUCCCUCGUGCAUGUUGAGGACCACCGAGGUGAAGCUGCAUGAUCCUGAGAGGAGAAGUUUGAAUCUCAGACACAAACUGAAUGAAGUUAAAAAAAAAAACAAAAAAAAAACCCCAGAUGAUUGUAGAAAAUCGUUCUGUGAUUGGAGUAAUCAGAAGUUAAAGAGCGAGUUUUGAUGCUGAUGACAGCGGACGUCCUCUGAGCUCGUUAGGACAAUGAGAUUAGAGAAGGAGCCGCUCAGCUGAUGAGCUUCAUUAGCCCAUCAGCUUCAGAUAUCGCAGCCUCGGCUCCACGCGAGGCCUCGCUGACCGACUCUGACGGACGGAACGUCGAUAAUCACUUUGAUAGUUUCUUAAAUUAAAAAAAAAAAAAAAAAAAA